AUGUCUACCGAUUUCCCUCAUUCGGAUCCCCAAAACAUUGCCCCCGAAAACCUAGAGUCUGAUUCAAAUGCAUCGUUCCUUGCACCACACUCCUAUGUCACCCUUAAACCCGAGUCCCGUCUAGUCCCCUCCCGACGACGCGACAUGGACGACCAUGAAAGUGACGACUUUGGGCAAGGUCCCUCCAAUAACGCCCUUGGGCAGUUCUCGUUCGCUCCCACCACUCGGACCACAGUCGUCACCACUACAACCACUACCACCACAUCAUUUCCACCUUUGGCGAUCAAACCUCCACGAGCAGUGAGAGAUUUGGACGCUCGACAAUAUCCCCUGGCCGCAACACCGACUCCAGCUGCCUUGAAGAAUAUCACAUUCAAAAUUGGAGACAAGUCGAUCGUUUUCAAUGAACCAGAAGACGCAGCAGCGGUAGCCACUGAGGUUGGUGUCUCCACAACCGCUGGGCCGUCAUUCGGAAAUACUAACUUUUUUCAGUUGAAGGAAAAAAACGACGCCUUGAAAUCUUCCAACGGACAAAUCCGUUCUGUAACAUCCUUCACAUCAGAAGAUGACGCUGCCUCUCGCCGACUGGGUCCGCCUCGAUCCAUGACACGUAUAAACCACCCUCACGCCCAGAAUCGUCCCGUUUCCCCCGUUUCCAUCUCCGAUCCUCGCCCAUUCAUCCUUCCACGAACUCGUGGAAAGCGAGUUCCUUCUGAACCCGUGACACGACGUAACCGUCAUGGUUCCUCGAAUUUCCAUCUUUCUCCCGCUGGUUUAGCCACCCCAGAGACCGAACUUAACAUUGGCAGUAUUGGGGAUGCGACAGCAGCUUCAAGACAGAGGAUCCAGAGUGCAAAUUUCCCACGCCGAGAAACUUUAUUACGCUCACCCCUGUCGGCUGAAACUGGAGCUCUAGCUACGUCGCAAAGCUCCAGUUCGCUCGAAAAUCGAGAGCUGGGUCCGGUCGAUGAAACCAACGCGCCUGCAUCCGAACCGACACCUCGGAGCCAGAAUGUCUCGUUUUCUACGGAAUCUACAUCACAGCAACGCCCGGACUUGUCAGCUCAGCUCUCGGCCAUCGACAACGCAAUGGCUCAAGAUAUGUGCUUGCCAAGCCCCAGUCUAUCCCCAGUCACCGCUAUGAACGCCCUGCACGCUGAAUCUUCGUUUGAAUCAGAAGGCCCUGAUGUCGACACGGAUUCAAGCCUAGACCAUAAUGUUUCAAGGCACCCCAAGACACUGCGGCUCCAUGAUGCUGAUUCCAGAGGAAUUUCUCGAUCUCCAUCAUCUUUGAUGGACAUGCCCAAGGUUUUGGAUUUUUUCGACUCUGUUCCUGAAGAGUUGAAAUCUUAUCUCAUGUACCAGUUUUUGCGGCGUUGCCCUAAACCAACCUUGCAUUUUGUGGCCGAUGUGGUCAAUCCAACAUUAAAGUGUGACUUUUUGGAGUUGCUUCCCUUGGAGCUCAGCCUCAACAUUGUGAAGUAUUUUGAUGUCCAGACCAUGUGUCGUGCUGCUCAAGUUUCAAAGAAGUGGCGUCACAUUGUCAAUUCUGACGAGAAGACCUGGAAGGAGCUGCUUGACCAGGGCGGUUACGUUCUUUCUGAGGGAGAACUAGAUCGAGCCAUCAGAGAGGGCUGGGGAUGGCAGUGCAGUAGCCCUGACAAUUGGGAGAGGGAUCUCAGCACGACAUUGUCGGUCAACGAACUUUCUCCUAUCGCCUCAUCUUCUGCUGCUUCUGACAGGGCCCCACUUACCGCUCUCCCGCUCAACAGCAACAGACGUCCGAAGAGGAAAGCAAACACGCGUGCUUCAAGUCGGAAGCUCGCAAAACGUAAGAUCUCAUCCAGUGGGACAGAUUACUUCGAGCCGGACUGGAAAAAAGAUGUUGCGGCUUCGGAAGCUCCAUAUGCUGCGGCCAACACCGCUGCCGCCGCCGUGCCCUACCCAGAAGUCGGCCUCCCUUCCCUGCGUGGACUUUACCUUUACAAGGCCCUUUACCGUAGACUUCAUGCGAUUCGCCGGGGGUGGAUGAAACCAGAAGUCAAACCGGGGCAUAUCGCAUUCCGUGCUCACGAUCGUCACGUUGUGACCUGUCUGCAAUUUGACUCGGAUAAAAUUCUUACCGGCAGUGACGACACUAAUAUAAACGUAUAUGACACGAAGACUGGCGCACUGAAGGCCACAUUGGAGGGCCACGAUGGUGGCGUAUGGGCUCUUGAGUACCACGGCAACACACUGGUCUCUGGGUCCACUGAUCGCUCAGUUCGCGUCUGGGAUAUCGAGCGAGCCCGGUGCACUCAAGUUUUCCAUGGUCACACCUCCACUGUUCGUUGCCUGCAGAUCGUCUUGCCGACGGAGAUUGGCCGGGACGCUAACGGUCGUGCCAUGAUGAUGCCAAAGGUGCCCUUGAUAAUCACUGGGUCUCGUGAUUCGAACUUGCGUGUUUGGAAGCUUCCAAAGCCCGGUGACCCGGUGUACCUUCCUAAUGCUCCCGUUGCAGAUGACUAUGACUGUCCCUACUUUGUUCGUGUGCUUUCUGGCCAUAGUCACUCAGUUCGGGCGAUUGCGGCUCAUGGAGAUACCCUGGUCAGCGGCAGCUAUGACUGCACUGUGCGCGUCUGGAAGAUUUCCACAGGGCAUGUUACGUACACCUUGACAGGCCACACAAUGAAAGUAUACAGUGUGGUAAUGGAUCCCAAACGCAAUCGCUGCAUCAGUGGUGCCAUGGAUCACCUGGUCAAGAUUUGGUCACUCGAUGAUGGAAGUCUACUCUACAAUCUCGACGGCCACUCUUCCCUUGUUGGCCUUUUGGCUCUGCAAGGCGAUCACCUUGUCUCUGCUGCCGCCGAUUCCACGCUGCGAAUCUGGGACCCGCAGCGUGGCCACUGCAGGAACACACUCAGCGCUCACACUGGUGCUAUCACUUGCUUCCAGCAUGAUGGACAAAAGGUCAUUUCUGGUUCAGAUCGAACUUUGAAGAUGUGGGAUGUUAGCAAUGGCAAUUGCAUUCGCGAUCUUCUCACUGAUCUCAGUGGUGUCUGGCAGGUGCGGUUUAAUGAUCGUCGAUGUGUUGCUGCAGUACAGAGAGAUAGUUUGACCUACAUUGAGGUUCUUGAUUUUGGUGCCGCACGUGACGGUGUUCCCGAGAGUAGACUUGGGCAGCGUAUCGCGGUGAAUCGUCGUGGCCACGAGGUCACUACAGGUAGCAUCGAAUCCGACUCUGAUUCAGACUAA
This is a messenger RNA of Penicillium verhagenii, 3234 nucleotides long. RefSeq lists its product as uncharacterized. Gene Ontology annotation, molecular function: protein binding. Bases 1 to 3234 code for a protein of 1077 amino acids. Lineage: Eukaryota; Fungi; Ascomycota; Eurotiomycetes; Eurotiales; Aspergillaceae. The record is from RefSeq and is a predicted model, not a curated record. The transcript has 2 exons.